UCUACUCGGAUGAUAUUAGUGCACGCACCAGGAACCGGAAGCCCCGCUGAGCUCGUGAACGGUGCUCCCUGAACGAGUCCCUCCAUCUCAGAGUCGCACUGCGCGUGUCGUUUGAGGAGAAACGCGUUUCCGGUCCGAGCAGCAUGUCCAAAGCGGAAGUCCUGAGGGGGUUCGUCACGCGCAGGCUCGCCUCGGCCGCGCGCGAGAUCCUCGCGGUGGUCGAGAGAACCGUGACCGGCUACGAGCACGAGGCGGCGGGCCUCAGGCGCGAGCUCCACCGGCUGCAGCCGGCGGCUCGCGACGCUGCAGGUGUGAUUGACAGCUGGAGCCUCGGUGGCGUUGAGGAAGAGCAGGGCGAUGAAGAGGAGGAGCCAGAGAACCAGGAGGACUCGACAGAUGAAACUCCAUCCAGAUGUCAGCAUAAGAAGAGGAAGCCCGGCAGACCUCAGACCCACGUGGACUUCAGGAUCCGGAUCCUGGAGGACUCUCGGACCGCCGUGCUCUCCAACAACGUUCUGAAGAGGAGCCCGAUGCUGGAGCUCCGGUGUCCCCGGGGCCUGCGGGCGCCGGACUUCCUGGAGCUGCUCCGGUCCACCUUCCCUCAGCUGGCCGGAGACGGCGGACGCUUCGACCUCUUGGCGUCGGACGAGAGGCGGAGACUCAAACCUCUGAGGCUGAAGUCGCUGACGGCGGAGGAGAUCCAGAGGAGCGCCGGCGGCUCGGGGGCGAAGGCGACGCUCUACAUCCGACUCAAGCAGAAAAAGAAGGAACGUCCGACCGGAGGAGAGGAGAUGAACCCCCGACAGGCGAGUGAUGGAGCCGGACUUCACAGCAGCUCCGUUCAGGAGGUGGAAGGAGGAGACGGGUCCAUCGGCUCAGCGUCACAACAUCAACACAUGGAAACGGAGGAAGCUGAUGAUGAGGAACGGACGCCAGAGCCGGCCGAGAGUAACGAUGAUGGCGUUGAAAAGGAGGAAGAAGAGGCGAAUCACGGCGGCGGCGAUUGGAAACCGGAAAAGAGCGAAGCAGAGCCUAAAGGAAACGACGCAGAACCCAAAGGAAACAACGCAGAACCCAAAGGAAGCGACGCAGAGCUCAAAGGAAACGACGCAGAGCUCAAAGGAAACGACGCAGAGCCUAAAGGAAACGACGCAGAACCCAAAGGAAGCGACGCAGAGCUCAAAGGAAACGACGCAGAGCUCAAAGGAAGCGACGCAGAGCUCAAAGGAAACGACGCAGAACCCAAAGGAAGCGACGCAGAGCUCAAAGGAAACAACGCAGAGCUCAAAGGAAACGACGCAGAACCCAAAGGAAGCGACGCAGAGCCUAAAGGAAACGACGCAGAACCCAAAGGAAGUGACGCAGAAUCCAAAGGAAGCGACGCAGAGCUCAAAGGAAACGACGCAGAGCCCAAAGGAAACGACGCAGAACCCAAAGGAAGCGACGCAGAGCUCAAAGGAAACGACGCAGAGCUCAAAGGAAGCGACGCAGAGCUCAAAGGAAGCGAUGCAGAGCUCAAAGGAAGCGAUGCAGAGCUCAAAGGAAACGACGCAGAGCUCAAAGGAAGCGAUGCAGAGCUCAAAGGAAACGACGCAGAGCUCAAAGGAAGCGAUGCAGAGCUCAAAGGAAACGACACAGAGCCUAAAAGAAACGACGCAGAGCCCAAAGGAAACGACGCAGAGCUCAAAGGAAGCGACGCAGAACCCAAAGGAAACGACGCAGAGCCCAAAGGAAACGACGCAGAGCUCAAAGGAAGCGACGCAGAGCUCAAAGGAAACGACGCAGAGCUCAAAGGAAACGACGCAGAGCUCAAAGGAAGCGACGCAGAGCUCAAAGGAAGCGACGCAGAGCUCAAAGGAAACGACGCAGAGCUCAAAGGAAACGACGCAGAGCUCAAAGGAAGCGACUCCAAACUGCAGCCGGUGACGACGAGGGAAGAACAAGCCGGAGGUUCUGGCGCCAAGAGGACCAAGAAGAGCGGAGACGUUCGGUCCUGCAAAGUCUGCGGCGCGCUGCUCAAGUCCGAGGUGGCGUUGGUCAAACAUGGCGACAGUCAUGGAGGCGUCUGCGCGGCGUGCGCCGCCUCUUCUUCUGGCGCCGCGCUGAGGGCCGAGUCUUUCCUCUGCGCGCACGCAGCCGUUCGCACGGGGGAGAAACCGCACGAGUGCGAUGUUUGCCGCGACGCAUUUGCGUCGAAGGCGUCGUUGGAGGUUCACCAGAAGCUCCACAAGGAGGAGAAGCUGCCGUGUCCCACUUCCCUCAAAGUGUUGGUGCGGCGGGACCAGUCAACCGCUCACCGCGGGACGCACGCCGGCAAGAAGACGCACCUCUGCGGCGUGUGCGGCAAAUCCCUGAGCGACGACAGGUCCCUGACCCGCCACAAGAUGACCCACUCCGGGGAGAGACCCCACGGCUGUCAGGUGUGCGGGCGGCGCUUCAAACUCCCCGGGACGCUGAGGCAGCACGAGAAGAUCCACGUGGACCGAGAGCGCUCGUACCUCUGCGACGUCUGCUGCAAGAUGUUCCUGACCAGCAAGCAGCUGCAGAUCCACCUGCGGACGCACAGCGACGAGAAGCCGUACCACUGCGGCGAGUGCGGCAGGGGCUUCUCCACCAAAGGGCCCCUGACGAUUCACAUGCGGGUCCACACGGGGGAGACACCGUACCGCUGCCCCGAAUGCGGCUGGUCCUUCAAACGCAAGAUCAACCUGGACAACCACGUGACGAUCCACUCGGGCCUCAAGCCGUUCGUCUGUGGGAUCUGUGGCAAAGCGUGCGCCCGGAAAUCAUACCUGACGGUGCACAUGAGGACCCACAACGGGGAGAGGCCGUACAAGUGCUCGCUCUGCGACAAGGCCUUCACUCAGAGCCACUGCCUGAAAACACACAUGAAGAGCCACCCGGUGGCCGAAGGAGCCACGUGACCCAAGUGAAUUCUUUGUGUUUGUCUCUCAUUCUCUGGACACUGUGUGUUGCAUGUAACUACAAUAAAGAUCUGUACCAGUGUACAGAGUUUGGCAGAUGGUGAAAUAA
Molecule: messenger RNA, 3033 nt
Organism: Cyclopterus lumpus (lumpfish)
Lineage: Eukaryota; Metazoa; Chordata; Actinopteri; Perciformes; Cyclopteridae
Product: zinc finger protein 768-like
Exons: 6
Coding region: 144-2924 (926 amino acids)
Source: RefSeq, a predicted model, not a curated record